UAUAUAUUCUCAAGUCAACACAGUAGUAUAUUAUACAGACACUGAAAGGAAAUAAAAAAAAAUAUCAUGACGGACAAAAAUAAUAUUUUAUACUUAUUCGAUCGUCCUACCGAACCUAUAUUUAUUGGAAAAGGCGAUGAUAAUGUGUCUUUCGAUGUACCCACUGAAUACUUGAUCGACCGUUACAAGCCAUUGGCAUCGGACAUUCAAACUCGUUUUCCCGGUGGUAAAACCGUUCCAAUCACUAAGUUGAAAAAUAUUCCUGACUUAUCGAUUCCACUAGGACUUAGCAGAGAUGCGCCAUUUUCACUUUUUAACCCAUCUCACAGUAAAAUGGCCGCAAAGCUCAUCGAGAUUCUAAUGAACACGAAAUCGUACGACGAACUCUUAUCACUUUCCGUGUACUGUCGUGACCGGAUCAACCCAUACAUGUUUACUUACGCACUAUCUGUUGUAAUAAUACACAGACCCGACACUCGCAAUUUAAGACUACCAUCUCAUUCCGAAAUGUUCCCAACUUUGUACAUGAACUCUUCGGUGUUCAGCCGCGCCAGAGAAGAAUCAGCUGUAGUUCAAGCCGGUUCUAGGACUCCAAUCGAAAUACCGCACGAUUAUUCUGCUAACAAUCUGGACUCGGAACACAGGAUUAGUUAUUUCCGCGAAGACAUCGGCAUUAACCUCCAUCACUGGCAUUGGCAUUUGGUCUACCCAUUCGACGGACCACUCAAUAUUGUAAAUAAGGAUAGACGUGGUGAAUUAUUUUUUUACAUGCACCAACAAAUCAUAGCUAGAUAUAACAUGGAACGGUUAAGCAAUAACAUGAAUAGAGUAGUUCGUCUAACCAACUGGAAUGAACCGAUUGCAGAGGGCUACUUUCCAAAAUUAGAUAAUAUUUUAGCCAAUCGUGUGUGGCCUCCAAGACCUGUCAAUGCAGUACUCUCAAACAUUAGCAGAGAAGUAGAACAAAUCACUUUUGACAUAGAAGAUCUUGAGCGUUGGAGAGACCGUAUAUUCAAUGCUAUUCAUUCUGGAUUUAUUAUCAACACUGCUGGUCAACAAGUUAGAUUAACUGAAAAUGAGGGAAUAAAUAUAUUAGGAAAUCUUAUCGAAGCUAGUAUAUUAAGUCAAAAUCCAAAUUUGUAUGGUUCUCUUCAUAAUAAUGGCCACAAUGCAAUUGCUUAUAUUCACGAUCCUGACAAUAGAUUUUUGGAAAACUAUGGCGUUAUGGGUGACUCGGCGACAGCUAUGAGAGAUCCAAUAUUUUAUCGUUGGCACGCAUAUAUUGAUGAUAUAUUCCAAGAAUUUAAAUCUACUAUACCGAGUUAUAAUGUUCAAAAUUUGGGCUUCGAUAGCAUAAAUGUACAAAGCGUCGAAGUAACAGCCACUGGGUUACCGCGAAAUGAAUUUGCGACAUUUUGGCAGCAAAGUGACACUGACUUAUCUAGAGGCUUGGACUUUUUACCACGUGGAUCUAUAUUUGCACGAUUUACUCACUUACAACACGCUCCAUUCAGUUAUAAAAUUGUUGUUGAGAACAAUGGAAAUCAGCGAGUUGGAACAGUUCGUAUCUUCUUGGCCCCUAAAUUUGAUGAGCGUGGUUUACCAUUUUUAUUCAGAGAACAAAGAAAACUUUUUGUUGAACUUGACAAAUUUAGUGUAUCAUUAAAAAGGGGAAGAAACGAAAUUGUUCGUCGAUCUAUUGAUUCAUCAGUAACUAUACCACAUGAGGUAACUUAUAGAAACCAAGGAAGUAACAGACCGGCCGCAAAUACAGAUGCAGCAGCAACGUUCAACUUUUGUGGCUGUGGGUGGCCACAAAACAUGUUAAUAGCUAAGGGGUCGGUAGAUGGGUUCCAGUGUCAACUGUUUGUUAUGGUAUCUAAUGGCGAAAAUGAUCAGGUACCAAACGCCCAAGGAGACGCACAAGUUUGCAACGACGCAUCCAGCUACUGUGGCGUUCUUAACUCCCGUUAUCCAGACGCUAGGUCCAUGGGUUAUCCGUUCGACCGUACGCCUCGGGACGGCGUGGUCACUCUCCAACAGUUUUUGACGCCCAACAUGGUCACACAAGACGUGCGCAUUCGUUUCACCAACCGUACUGUAGCUCCGUUGCAAAACGCUACAGCGAACAGACCCGCAGCGGGAGCGAGUGGUAACAGUAGGAACUGAGGAUUUAGAAAAUCGCAGUAGUUACAACACACAUAUUGUGAUUACUGAUUAAAAUACCUAUAAACCGUUUUUAAAUAAAUUUAAUAUUGUAAAAUUGUUAUCAUGAGUCGAUGUAUUGACAUGAACAUGUAUGUUUUUUUUUACCCUUUUUUAUUACACUCGAAUGCUUGAUAAUGUUUACUAUUCACUAAUACGACGAACGCGUAAAUAAUAUAGAUAAAUAAAACUGAAAAUAAUAUAUUUAUUUUUUUUUUUAAUUCAAAAUUAUCAAAAGACGUUUUAAAUCCAUAUUUUAUUCCGUGGCCCAAUGUUUUUCUCAAAUCCCAACGAGGAAUACCUAGGUCGAUUGUUCUCAUUUCAAAUAUAAUAUUAUUACCUUGUCGACCAUUGAACUUUAAUCACUAGUGCGUGUCAAUAGCUGUAUCUCGACUUUAUUAUUCUACUAUAUCUAUUUGAUUUUUUAUCAAAUUAUAUUUAUUAAUGUAUUAUGCAUACUAAUAUACUACAU
Messenger RNA from Melanaphis sacchari, 2677 nucleotides. Its product is annotated as phenoloxidase 2-like. Bases 67 to 2169 code for a protein of 700 amino acids. The transcript is spliced from 13 exons. Lineage: Eukaryota; Metazoa; Arthropoda; Insecta; Hemiptera; Aphididae. Gene Ontology annotation, molecular function: oxidoreductase activity. The record is from RefSeq and is a predicted model, not a curated record.